CAGGAAGUGCGAGGCUGCAUGUGAACGCUGUUAGGCCUACACCAGCCCUGCUGAAUCACAUAGCAGGACAAGAAGAAAUGCAGGUUUUGUAAUCAUAGCUGCUCAGCAGCUCCACUGGAUACACACUACAGCCGGGCAGACGGUGUGGAGGACCGUUCGGGAAUAGGAAAAGGGGAAGUUUUCAUCCGUGUCUUGGAUUGUUGAAAGUCUGGCAAAGGAUUCUCAGGAUGGGCAGUCCUGCUACUCUUGAGCACUACAAGGCUGGCAUGCUGCUAAGUGGCGCUGGAGAUGCUAUUGGCUUCCAGUGGGAGUUCAACUAUUCCGGGCCAGACAUCCACGAGGCUGUAAAGAAGCUCGGAGGACUGAAGAAAAUUAUUGUUAAACUGCCCAAAUGGCUGGUCAGUGACGACACUGUCCUCCACCUGGCCACUGCUGAAGCUUUAGCAACAGGGAAGGAAGGUGAGGAGCUUCUGCAGGAAGUGGCUUUUCGUUAUGUGAAAGGGAUGACGGACAUGGCGGGGAGGGCACCAGGAGGUUCUACCAUCAUGGGUGCAUCAAUGUUAAAGCCAGGCACUGAAGGCGGCUACAGAAUUCCUUACAACCCAAGGAGUGGAGGAUGUGGAGCUGCCAUGAGAGCAAUGUGCAUCGGCUUGAGAUACCCUCAGCCUGAACAGCUGUCCUCAUUGGUGGCUGUUGCUGUGGAGACGGGAAGGAUGACCCACCCUCAUCCAACCGGAUUCUUGGGUGGUGUGGCUUCGGCUCUGUUCACAGCCUACGCCGUCCAGCGCCGUCCAAUCACAGAAUGGGGGCUGGGAUUAGUGAAGGAAGCCUGUCCAGCAGCGAAGGAGUUUGUGAAAACAGCAGGAUACGCUGUGAAGGAGACGGAGAGAGACUGGGGAUACUUCACUGAGAAAUGGGAAUGGUAUCUUAAAUUGAGAGGUUUGUCAUCUGGGACCGGGCCGGUGGUCUGGCCUGACCCAUAUGGCCCGGCUGAACGAGAUGAGGCUUAUAAAAGCUUCAGUUGGAGUGGAUGGGGGGGAAGCAGCGGCCAUGACGCCCCAAUGAUAGCGCUGGAUGCCCUUCUGGGGGCGGGCUCAAACUGGGAAGAGCUAAUGAACCGAGUGGCAUUUCAUGGAGGCGACAGUGACAGUACUGCAGUGAUCGCCUGCUGCUGUUGGGGUUUGCUGUACGGAACAGAGGGAGUUCCUUCAGGUAACUACAACUACCUGGAGUACAAACACCGACUGGAGACCAGCGCAGAGAAACUGUACAAGCUGUCGCACUGAAAGGGGGCGAACAUCACGUCCUGGAAGUAGAAGACACUACACAGACAGAAAAUGAAUGUUAACCAGGAUUGAUCAUAUCAACCACAUAAAACCGAUGGGCCUGAAAAAAAACAAAGGAAAUCUACCGCCAGGAGUUACACUACAUGGAUUUGAUCAAUCAGUUUUCUAACACUAUCCCAUUUC
Molecule: messenger RNA, 1469 nt
Organism: Colossoma macropomum (tambaqui)
Lineage: Eukaryota; Metazoa; Chordata; Actinopteri; Characiformes; Serrasalmidae
Product: protein ADP-ribosylarginine hydrolase-like
Exons: 9
Coding region: 228-1286 (352 amino acids)
Source: RefSeq, a predicted model, not a curated record